AUGCGGCAACAGCAACGGCACCUGAACUCCACGCCAACGCCCUACAUUUCUUCUUCUCUUCCCAAGGCUUUUACAAUGCUCUCCAAUCCCAGCCCAACGCCCCAAACACCGAGCAGACACGAAGACGCCAAAGCCGACUCGCUUGAACAACCUGGACACUCGGGCACCUGGACCAUCGCCGGGGUUCGGGGUGAUGCCCUCCCCCCACUCGUAGGAUAA
Molecule: messenger RNA, 219 nt
Organism: Penicillium maclennaniae
Lineage: Eukaryota; Fungi; Ascomycota; Eurotiomycetes; Eurotiales; Aspergillaceae
Exons: 2
Coding region: 1-219 (72 amino acids)
Source: RefSeq, a predicted model, not a curated record